CUAAAGUUUGUUUUAUGAUGAAACAUCUGAUUAAAGUUUUUAUCCGGACUAUAGAUCACUUCAUAUUCUCUUUAGGACGAACAAAAAGACCAAUCUGGAAGACGGAUUUCUGCCUGUUAAUUAUUCACACCGGGUCACAUCAGAGGCAGGAGGGGCUGAAACUUAAGGAGAGCAGCGGAUAGACGGGAAACUCUUCAGUUUGUGGCCGUGCUGAGAGCUCAGAGUAAAGAUGAAGCUUUUAGCCUUCCUGUGCCUGUCUGUUCUCUUAGCUCACAUUCAUCUCUCAGUGGCAGGCAAAAUCAAACUGUUUAAGGCUUUUAAGAAGACGACAAAGACAAAAACUAAUCUGGAUGCCAAAACUAAACAUUCAAUCCUGGAAAAGGCCAAAAACCCCACUUCAAAUAAAGGAAGUUACCCUAAGCAACCAGAAGGAGGCUAUCCUCAGUACCCAGGUAGCCAACCUCAAUAUCCAGCCAGAGGCUAUCCUCAGAACCCAAACCAACAUGGAGGCUAUCCUCAGUACCCAAACCAACAUGGAGGCUAUCCUCAGUACCCAAACCAACAUGGAGGCUAUCCUCAGUACCCAAACCAACAUGGAGGCUAUCCUCAGUACCCAAACCAACAUGGAGGCUAUCCUCAGUACCCAAACCAACAUGGAGGUUAUUCCAACCCAGGUAGCUACCCUGGGUAUCCAGCCAGAGGUUAUCCUCAGUAUCCAAACCAACAUGGAGGUUCUCCUUACCAUGGAAGCUACCCUCAGUACCCACAGUAUCCUGCCGGCCAUUUCCCAGCUCCAGGGUAUGGAGGAGGUUAUGGAAAUUAUCCAGGUAGCUACAUCAACCACAACCCAAACAACAGGAUCCUGAGCCCUCACUACGGCGGCAGCUUUGGAUUUGGUGGCUACGGAGGUGGGGGUGGUUCUCCCUUCUCUUCCUCGGUUCAGAAAAUGGGAUUUGCUCCGUCUGAUCAAUCCAAAGGGUUUGGACGCAGUGCAGCAAUGGCGGCGGCUGGAGGGGCGAUGGCAGGAAUGGCCCUGGGCUACGGACUAGGGAAGUUCCCCCGUCCCAAUUUCCACUUCCACAACCCCCACCAGGAGUAUUACUACAACUACUACAUGUACAAGCGAUACGGUAUGAAAUCCUCUGACAGAGACGACUACAGCAGGGACUACAAGUUCAAUCAGACACCUGAGACCUUUGACAGGUUCAUGACCUCCUGCAUGAAGAGGACGGACCUUCUGCCAGGAGAGAACCAGAGGUCGCAAACCAAACCACUGACCACAACAACAACAACCUCAACCACAACCUCUGCAACUAACACAACUACAACCACAAGAAGCAAUAUCACUGCAGCAGGGAACAUUUCCUCCAUCUCCAAUUCAACCAGCAACCCUCUCAAUAAGUCUGAUGUUACAAAUGUGAAGGCUUCACAGACUCUCCAGAACAAUGAGGCGAAUGAUGACACAGUCAGUAUUGUGGAAAUUGGCUACCCAGCGCUGAUCACCCAGAUGAAGGUGAAAAGAUGUACGGAGCUUUACGUCGUUUACUCUGAAAAACACUUAAAGAAAAAUGAACAGUCUUCACCUCACAGUGGGAUACAAAACUUGCAGCAAGGGCUACUUUUUGUACUCAUGAGCACAACUAUGUUAAUGCUGCACAAUUAAGACCUCCACUAGGUAGAAGGUGAAGGACAAAAAUAAAGAUUAUGCAAGUUUGCAAACAAACUAUUUUUUAAAUUCAUGGUCUGUGCAUUGCAUUCUAACAUGACUUCUACCUUCUGGCUUCAUUGUUUGCUGAUGACAACAAACUUUAAUUAUGGCUAAUAAUUGCUACUGUUCCUCAGCAACACCAAUCCUAACACAAAGCAGAUCAUAAAUGACAAAUUUUAGCAAGGGCUAAAGAAGAUGAAGGCUAUUUUCUUUCCUGUAGCCGCUAACUGCCGUGCAGAACUAACACUCUACAACAGUCAAUGCUAAAAACACGUUAGCUAAAGAUUGUUUUAGAUGUUUUUAUGUUUCUUCUCUUGUGCAACACAGCCGUCACUAACAAGUGUUAAGAAAAUAAAUUUAAAGUAUGCUAGUUUAAAUACUUAACAUGUCUUGUGUGAUGGCAAGCCACACGGGGUAAGAUCCACACCUCAUCAAUAGUUACUUUUCACUUUAGUUUGUUUUGUAAGUUUAAGUAUUCUUUAUAUUUUCUUCCACCUUGCAAUGUUUAUAUGGAGUGCACACAUAUUAACAAUGCAAGGUCGAAAUUCAAUUAUGUUGUAUUAAUAUUGUUUUCUUUAUUUGAGUUGCCUGGGUGUUUGGCUCCCCUCCCUGGUGGACAAAAGGCGUGGCAAAGGGCUUUUGUCCUUUGCCACGCCUGAACCACCUGUGUCAUACUGGGGGGAUGUUUUUGGGUUUAUUUCAUUGUUUGUGUUAGUUGUCAGGUGGCAGCCAUUUUGUUUUCCCCUAUUGUGUCCACAUGGUUUAGCUAAACCUGUAUUUAAAUCCCCUUCUGUGUCAUUUCAGUUAGGUCAGUUUGUUGUUUUGUCAGUUAUGUCUUGAGUCUAGUAAUUUAUGUUGACCUCUUUUAUUGGCAUGCCUGUUUAAUUGUUAUGUUAACCUUUGUUCAUAUUUUUGGGUAAAUAAAAACCCACCUUUUUUGAAUUCAA
Poecilia latipinna (sailfin molly) is the source of this 2655-nucleotide messenger RNA. Its product is annotated as calcium-binding protein P-like. The record is from RefSeq and is a predicted model, not a curated record. The transcript has 2 exons. NCBI's taxonomy places the organism in Eukaryota, Metazoa, Chordata, Actinopteri, Cyprinodontiformes, Poeciliidae. Gene Ontology annotation, cellular component: membrane. Gene Ontology annotation, biological process: protein homooligomerization. Bases 230 to 1663 code for a protein of 477 amino acids.